UCAAGGCUCACAGCUGUGUCCACUCUCGUUAUACUCAGUACUCUGUUUGGGUCGCUCUGUCUGUGUGUCACUUGUAGCGUGGCAGUGUCUCAUUUACGGCGUAUCUUGCACGGUGAUGAACCUUGAGAUGUUUUCGAAGCAAAUAAGGACGUUGAUAUUAGUGUUGGUGGUGGUGGUGUUGGUGGUUGAUAAAGUGGGCGCCGCUGGACACCCUCGACACAAGCGACAGUCCGUGGGCACGCCUCCAGGACCUGCCUCCCAACACAGCUUCACUAACAGCAACUUUAGUAUACAAGCAGGUGAGGCGCGGGGAGGCGCAGGUGAGGCGCGGGGAGGCGCAGGUGAAGUGCGGGGAGGCGCAGCCAAGCCCCAGGCCAGACACAUCCCCCGCGGCCCUCCCAAGUUCCUGAGAGACCCCAUCACGGGACGGUUCGUACUCGACGUUAGCAGCGCUGCUCCUGGGGGAUUCCCGGCUCCUAACUUCCCCAAUGGUGCUUUCCUUACGGGCAACUUCGGGGGUUUCCAAUCAGGCAACCUCGGGGGUUUCCAACCAGGCAACUUCGGGGGUUUCCAACCAGGCAACCUCGGGGGUUUCCAACCAGGCAACCUCGGGGGUUUCCAACCAGGCAACCUCGGGGGUUUCCAACCAGGCAACCUCGGGGGUUUCCAACCAGGCAACCUCGGGGGUUUCCCAACACACCAGGGAGGUUUCCAAACAGACAGCCUGGGAGGCUUCACAGCAGGCAACCUCGGAGGGUUUCCAACGGACAACUUCCUAGGAAGUGACAUUUCAACAGCUCAAUUUCCAUCUGCCAACUUUCCGGAAUAUCUGUUCGUCCAGGCGUUUGAGGAGAUUCCUCAGCUGAUCCAGCAGGAGCAGUUGACUGAAGACGGAUUCAAUCUUACGAACGCCCCCAAUGUUGCCGAGUUCGCUAGAUUCACUAUUACCCAGCGGCAGGUACAGCCCGACGUGCUGCACCAGGAGUGCGUGACGCCGCUGCAGGAGGCCGGCAGGUGUCGCCCCGUCCAGUACUGCGUCCUGCCACAGAUACGCAACAAUUACGCACUCUUCCGACGCUACGCCUGCGUCAUCCAGGGCGUAUCUGUGGGCGUGUGCUGCCCACGCCCCACAGCGCCUCCCGCCGCCCCACGCCCUGUCCUGCCUCCAGGGCGCCCCUUGGCACCGCCUCAGGCCUCAACGUCCGUCGCGUGCGGUGUGAGUGAAGUGAGCAGCGUGAGGAUAGUGGGCGGAGUGGUGACCAGCGCCGGGGAGUUCCCGUGGGUGGUCUCCAUCCUGCGCACUGAUGCUUCACCCAACCAGUACUGCGCAGGCGUCCUUCUUUCCAACACACACGUCCUCACCGCUGCCCACUGUCUUGCUGGGUACGACCCCAACACCAUCUGGGUUCGCGUGGGGGAACACGACUUCAGCCGUGAGGGAGAAUCCCGGCACGUCAACCACAGGGUGGCUGGCCUCCGCCUCCACCCAGAGUUCGACAGCCAAACCUUCAAUAACGACAUCGCGCUCAUGUACCUGGAGCGACCCGUCCUCUACUCGGGGUUCGUCCGCCCCAUCUGCCUCCCGCCUCCUGGCCUCUCUUUCACGGGUGACGUUGUCACUGUCGUCGGCUGGGGAGCCAUCCGUUACCGAGGGCCGGUGUCAUCGGUGCUGCGGAAGGUGGAGCUGCCCGUGUGGAGCAACAGUGACUGUGACGACGCCUACGACCAGCCCAUCACUGACGCCAUGAUCUGUGCCGGCCUCAGGGAAGGUGGCCGCGAUGCAUGUCAGGACGACAGCGGAGGGCCCAUGAUGAGGCUGGUGGAGGGCCGCUGGGUGGUGGCGGGUCUGGUGUCCUUCGGCACCCGGUGCGCCGAGGCGGGCUUUCCGGGCGUCUACACCAGAGUCACCAGCUUCCUCGACUGGAUCAGGAACAAUGCCUAGUGGCGCCACCUCUUACUAGCGCUAGCAACGACGCCAUCACCACCUGUGACGGUCACGUCUCCACUGCUAGCAGCGUCCCCCUAGCACCAAGACCAUCACCACCACCACCAGGACCAUCACCACCACCACCAUCACUACUAGCACCAUGACCAUCAUCACUAGCAAUAACACUCACACUAUCACCACCACUACCAUCAACGAUGAAAGUUGAGUUGCAACAGAAGCAAUACAAGUUAUACCUACGUAUACAAUAAUCUUGUGGUUAACUUAAUUGUAAUAGAUUUUAUACAUUCAUUUAUUUUAUAAAGGAAAAAUAACGAGUGACA
Procambarus clarkii (red swamp crayfish) is the source of this 2268-nucleotide messenger RNA. Its product is annotated as proclotting enzyme. NCBI's taxonomy places the organism in Eukaryota, Metazoa, Arthropoda, Malacostraca, Decapoda, Cambaridae. Gene Ontology annotation, biological process: proteolysis. Gene Ontology annotation, molecular function: serine-type endopeptidase activity. The record is from RefSeq and is a predicted model, not a curated record.